CCAAAGUUUCCAAAUACAUGAUUAGUAAAAUUUACAACUAAGAUGUUCACAACGGUAACCUUGUGAUUCUUUCCCUUAUAAAUCAUCGCAAUACUUUCCUUCAGCCCUCUUCACAUUUUUCACCCAUUAAAUUGAUAUAUAUAUUCAUAUAGCCCUUGAUCUUCCCAUCAAAAAUUCAUUUCUUUGCCAAUUUCCCUCUCUUUUUGGCUUUGAGUGUUAGUACUCAUUAUUUGUAUUAAUGGCUGUCCAUACAUGUUUAUGCUUAUUUUUUGUGUUGAUUAUGCUAUUCAGACAAUCCCAAGGUUACAAAUUUCAUGUUGGUGGGAAAGAUGGCUGGGUGUUAAACCCAUCUGAAAGCUAUAAUCACUGGGCUGAAAGAAAUAGGUUUCAAGUAAAUGAUACCCUAUUUUUUAAGUUGAAUAGAGGAAAUGACUCAGUUCUUGUAGUAACAAAGGAGAACUACAACCAAUGCAACGUGAAAAACCCAAUAAAGUCCUUAACAGAAGGAGAAUCAGAAUUAAAGUUUGAGCGAUCUGGGCCCCACUACUUUAUUAGUGGCAAUCAAGAUCAUUGUAAGAAAGGCCAAAAACUUGUAAUUGUGGUCCUUGCUGUUAGGCCUAAGACGUCUCCUCCUACUCGUGCUCCUGCACCUGCCCAAGCUCCAUCACCUACUGCUUCACCACCAGCACCUCCAGCUUUACCUCCAGCUCCGAUUACAAGCGCGCCUACUCCGAGCCAACCAACAGCCGAUGGUCCGGCUUCGAGUGCCGAUAAAUCGUUUGCCAUGAGUCUUAGUGCUACUGCACCAACUGCGGUCCUUAGUAUAGCUAUUGGAGUUGGUGCGUUUAUGGGUAGUUCUUGUUUGAGGGUUUAGUUAUUUGGUGCUUAUUAUGAUGUAAUAAGCUAUUGAGAUGAUUUUUGUUUUGCUUCGUUUUGUUGGGAUCUAAUUCAUGUUUUAUGAAGAAUUUUAUUGAGUAUUUGGUUUAGAACACCUCAUUUCUCCAAUCAGUAAUGUCAAAUGUGAGCUUUGAUAACCUUUUACCGGUA
This is a messenger RNA of Beta vulgaris subsp. vulgaris (sugar beet), 1047 nucleotides long. Its product is annotated as early nodulin-like protein 1. The record is from RefSeq and is a predicted model, not a curated record. Gene Ontology annotation, cellular component: plasma membrane. The transcript has 2 exons. NCBI's taxonomy places the organism in Eukaryota, Viridiplantae, Streptophyta, Magnoliopsida, Caryophyllales, Amaranthaceae. Gene Ontology annotation, molecular function: electron transfer activity. Bases 239 to 874 code for a protein of 211 amino acids.